Messenger RNA from Paramacrobiotus metropolitanus, 2025 nucleotides. Its product is annotated as monocarboxylate transporter 6-like. The transcript is spliced from 6 exons. Bases 353 to 1690 code for a protein of 445 amino acids. Lineage: Eukaryota; Metazoa; Tardigrada; Eutardigrada; Parachela; Macrobiotidae. Gene Ontology annotation, molecular function: monocarboxylic acid transmembrane transporter activity. Gene Ontology annotation, biological process: monocarboxylic acid transport; transmembrane transport. The record is from RefSeq and is a predicted model, not a curated record.
UGCUUAAGCGGCAGAGCAAAAAAUUCGCAUGCCGCAGCAGUGUUGUCAGCCUGUCACUUACCAUCUACGGAAUGGAAUUUCGAAUUUUUGCAAUUAAUGUGUUUGUCAGGCUCAGCUGAGAGUAGGAUUUUUAGUUUUACCAUACUUUAUCUUUCAUUUCUAAAAUAUUGAAUGUUCCUUUAUGCACAGUAGUUGAAUUUUUUACAAAGAAGGACUUGUAAUAAUUCAUUAUGAUUGACUAUGGCGUGAUAGACUUGCCAGCUGAUUGUUUGCGUGUGGUUGUGCAUUCGAAACAUUCCGUCCUUAUGCCAGUCUGCUGAAAGCUUAUUUUGUUACAUUUGAUAUCGCCGCCAUGGAAUCGGAAGACGAUCCUAGGGACGCCCAGCCGAAACGCCGCCGAAGAAAUGUUGACGAGGAUGAUGUAGACGAAGGCUGGGCAUGGGUCGUUCUGGUGGCAUCCUUCAUCGUCAAUAUCAUUUCCCUUGGCACGAAUUUCUCCUUAGGCGUGUAUUUUGCUGAAUUCGUUGAUUAUUUCAAAGAAAGCAAAACACAGACCGCUUUCCUCAUAUCUCUUAGCUGCGCACUUGUCCUUGCAGCGGGUCCUUUUGCCAGCGUUCUGGCCAACCGGUUUGGAACGAGAAUUCUGAUUAUCUGUGGCGGUCUUGUGACAGCGACAGGAUUCAUCCUCAGUGCCUUUGUCCAGCAGUUCUGGGUUAUGUUUAUUACUUUUGGAUUUAUGACAGGAUUCGGAGGCGGUUUGAGUUAUUCACCGUCCUUUGGAGUUUUGCCGUUGUAUUUUCGACGCCGGCGGAAUUUCGCCACAGCUAUCGUAACGGCGGGGAACGGUGUGGGAAUUUUUAUAUUUCCUUUUCUUUUCCGGUAUUUAAUUGCCACAUACUCGUGGCGCGGCGCGAUGUUUAUUAAUGCUGGCAUCGCUCUCAAUGUCAUUCCCUGCGGUGCUGUGAUUUUCAAAAGACAAAAGCGCAUUCCCGGUGGCGGAUUAGCCCAGUUUUUGGAUUUAUCGUUAUUCCGUGAAGCCUCUUUCUAUUAUCAUUUGCUGCAUUUUUAUUUAAUGGGAUCGAAUUUUAUAUUUACGGUGCUAUGUAUCCGGUACGCUUUGGAUGUGACGGAUGCAACAAAAGAUCAGGCCCCCUUAUUGCUCACGAUCAACGGUGCAAUGAAUAUCGUUGGACGAACACUGAGCGCUGUUGUCAGCACUAACCCGAAGAUCGCUACCUCUCGCAAUCGUUUCAUCUUGCUGCAUAUCUUUUCGAUCUCGGUUGCCGUUUCCAUUGCUUCAUAUGGGUGGUGCACGAGUUUUCCAGCUGUGUGCGUUGUCGCAGGCUGGGUGGGAUUGUCCUGGGGCACAAAGUUCGCCUUGGUGCCGGGUGUUACCAUUGAUAUUGUGGGUGCUGACAGAUUUAAUGCCGCGUGGGGAUAUUCUGUUUUUAUUCUGGGAUUAGCAUUUCUCAGCUUCCCACCUCUUGGAAGUUAUAUUGCGGACAGCACACUCAGUUUUAGUAACGCCUUUUAUUUUUCUGGAAUUGUGUCCGGUGUGGCGGCGCUCUUUUGCUUCUUGCUGCACUUCAUUAUGUGGCGAAAAAUGCAGAAGGUGCGUCGGGAGACCGCUGAGGUGGAUCAUACAGUGAGAAUUGUCCGGUACAAAGCCAACAACAAUGGCGAAGCGUAAAAUCAGCCAAAGAAAUCUCUUCCAGCCUGGUUUUUCUCUACCUGUGUUUUGAAAAAGUAUUUAUUUUCGUGAUUCCUAUUCGAGUUACCAGUUUGUUGCGUUCCGUUUAAGCAAUUCCGUUUUUAUUUGUUUUUUGAAUAUUUAUGAAUGGGAAAUCUCGUGGGUUUAUUGCAGAAGUAGUUCUGCCUUCCAGCUCAGUUUGGGGUUGUUGCUGUCCUCUCAGAAUCUUUCGGGUUUUCAUUUGUUUUUCUGUAUGAUUUCGAAAACAAAUAAGCUCUAAUAAAAUAUGGAAACGAAACAGCAACAAUCAACAAAUUGAAACAAAAAAUACAAAA